AUGUCUUCCCCAGGCGAUCCUUCUUCGCAUGAUACGCUGAUAAUAGACUCUGUCUCUUUGACCAUCGGCCCUGACUCCCUCCUCAUACAUGAUGACCGCCCGGCUCGCAAAUCAGAUCGUCGUUGCUGCGGCUUGCUACAGUCCAAACCAGAAACCAACCAUUGCAUCUCCUUGUACAACAUCUUAGGUGCCGAGGUCACCGCUUCUAACCUCGUCAUUGCCUAUGCACAACCGGCUGCCAAGGACGAUGUUUCCGUAACGACCGUCCAAUACCCAAUCUCCGAAAAAGAAAAAACCGCCGUCGAGGCAUGGGUACGGCAACUACUUGACGGGGCAUAUGGCAAGGCACUGCGGGGUAAACGACUGAAGAUAUUGGUCAAUCCUUUUGGAGGGAAGGGGACGGCUGCGAGUUUGUAUCAGCGAUAUGCGGCGCCGGUCUUCGCCGCGGCGAAGUGCCAAGUGGAUGUACAGACCACCGAACACAGUGGGCAUGCAAUCGAAAUCGCGGAAAAUCUCGAUAUCGACGCGUACGAUGCGGUCGUUUGCUGCUCUGGCGAUGGAUUGCCCUACGAGGUGUUUAAUGGGUUGGGCAAGAGGCCAGAUGCUCGAAAAGCGCUAGCGCAAACCGCUGUUACACUGCUCCCAUGUGGCUCUGGAAAUGGGUUGGCAUGGAAUUCUUUUGGAACUGGUAGCGUCUCUAUUGCGGCGCUGGCAAUCGUCAAGGGGCUGAGAACUCCACUGGACCUAAUCUCGAUCUCCCAGAAGGAUUCUCGCACGCUCUCUUUCCUCUCGCAAUCUUUUGGUAUCGUUGCCGAGAGUGAUUUGGGCACUGAGAACAUCCGUUGGAUGGGUGCUCAGCGGUUCACAUACGGUUUCUUGGUCCGUUUGCUGCGGCAGACGAUAUGGCCUUGUGAUAUAGCCGUCAAGGUGGAAAUUGGCGACAAAGCGGCAAUCAAGGAACACUACGCUGCGUGGUCUGCACGCCCACAGGAUUUGGAUGCUGAUAGAAAACGCCUCGAAAUCGCUACAGAGUCCCCAGGCCUACCAGAGCUCAAAUACGGCACAGUGACAGACGAGCUGCCUGAGGGGUGGGAAACAAUUUCGGGAGAGACUAUGGGCAAUUUCUACGCGGGAAAUAUGGCCAUCAUGUCUAAAGACACAAAUAUGUUCCCUGCGACGUUGCCAGACGAUGGUUUGAUGGACGUGGUCACUAUUGAGGGUACUGUGAGUCGUGGUACAGCGCUUACUAUGAUGAACGAAAUCCCCAGUGGUCGCUUCUUCGACAUGCCAGAUCUGAAGCUCCGCAAGGCGUCUGCAUUCCGGCUAGUUCCCCACCAGUCCGAAGGCUAUAUCAGUAUUGACGGUGAAAGGGUGCCUUUCGAGGCGUUCCAAGCCGAGGUCCACCAGGCCUUGGGCACGAUACUCACCAAAUCGGGCCGUAUCUACGAGGCGGAAGGUCCCCGCUAA
This is a messenger RNA of Penicillium griseofulvum, 1467 nucleotides long. RefSeq lists its product as uncharacterized. NCBI's taxonomy places the organism in Eukaryota, Fungi, Ascomycota, Eurotiomycetes, Eurotiales, Aspergillaceae. Gene Ontology annotation, biological process: sphingosine biosynthetic process. Bases 1 to 1467 code for a protein of 488 amino acids. The record is from RefSeq and is a predicted model, not a curated record. Gene Ontology annotation, cellular component: intracellular membrane-bounded organelle; membrane; cytoplasm. The transcript has 3 exons.